Messenger RNA from Hydractinia symbiolongicarpus, 2197 nucleotides. RefSeq lists its product as uncharacterized. Gene Ontology annotation, biological process: adenylate cyclase-activating G protein-coupled receptor signaling pathway. The transcript is spliced from 3 exons. Lineage: Eukaryota; Metazoa; Cnidaria; Hydrozoa; Anthoathecata; Hydractiniidae. The coding region runs from base 640 to 1095 and encodes 151 amino acids. The record is from RefSeq and is a predicted model, not a curated record. Gene Ontology annotation, cellular component: plasma membrane. Gene Ontology annotation, molecular function: G protein-coupled receptor activity.
ACUUGAUUUGUGUCUUUAAAACUACCAACAAUUUUUUGUUAUAUUUAAUUAAAAACAAUGUUUACACAUCUAUCAUUUUUAUUUACGUUGUUUUUGAAUAAAAGCUACAAAGGAUAGAAUAUUUUUGUGCUUCUAAACAGGAACAAGUUCUCGUUAUUAUGCAUAGAAACAACAUGGCGAUUGAAAGAUCAACACAUGUUAAUGCCUUGGAGAAGAAGAGUGGGUAUGAUUUGCCCGUUUAUGGACUGGAUAACGGUCAGUUUUAUGCAAUCCAUAUACCAGCACUGGUAUGUGUAUUUUUAAGCUUAGUCGCAGCUGUAUUGACCAUAUGUUUUUCAUUCAAACAUCAAAGAAUAUCAACAUUUUUCACUUGGACAAAAAGUGAACGGUUUGUUGUGUAUCUUGCCAUAUGUGAUGCCUUGUUUAAUAUUUUUCAUUCUAUGGAUCAUUUGCAUAUAGUCAUCACUAAGGAUCAUAUUUACCCUAAAGCUCUUUGUCAGUUUAAUGCUAUCAUGUCAGUCGAGUUUGUUCCAGCCCAGGGAUUGAUGGUAAAUAUAGUCGCUAUUAACGCUUUUGUUUUGAUUUACAUUCGUAAAAAAACUCGAUUUUGGACGUUAUGAUUGGAAGUUAUUGCUAUGGAUGUUCUGCCUGCCAUUUGUCUUCGGUGUAGUGGCACUUGCAACCGGAUCAUUAGGACCGAAUGGAACGUUCUGCUACAUCGAUCCUGUGAAAGGAAAAUAUGCAAACUUAUUUUUCACCACAGUGCCGUUGCUAUUAAUUCUCAGUAUGAAUGUCGUACUGUAUCUUCUAACAUGGUAUCGUAUUCGAAAGGAGGAACCAAGGUUUAAGGACUUAUCUGGACAGAGUUCCAAUGUUGUUCGUUCAUCACACAGGGCAGCCAAAAAUAUGUCAUUGUUUGUAGCCGCUUAUUUUAUACAAUGGUGGGCCACGGCUUUGUAUGGAGUGUGGCAAUUACUGGGAGAUGUCCCACUGGUAUUGUUUCAGUUCGUCACGACAUUUUCAAACAUUGGGGGGAUCUUGAAUGGAAUUGUUUAUGUUGUUAUCAGAAAGAGAAAAAGCGACAUUAAUAAUUAAACACGACCAUAUUUAUAAGCCACAUUGUACACAGUGCUCGUUUGGAAAAUGUAGCCUAAACUGUGGGUUAGACCUCUUCUAAUGUUUUGCUAGUCAAUCCAUCUGCCACUGAGUUAGGAAUAAGCUUAAUUAUUGUAUCUAUCUAGCAAAUAAAUAAAAGAAAGUUGUUUCUAUAUUUUACAAUAAAUUAAUACAAUAAAUUCCUUUUAACGUAAUACAAAACCGUAAGUACUAAAUUGUGGGUGACUCUUAACCCAAAUUGAUUAUAGCGUAGUUUAAAUAAAAACUUCCGAUAGGUUAAUUUUUAAUGACACUUUCCAGUUUCAAUCGUAAAAGUACCAAAUACAUCCGCACCAUAUUUAUACAAACUGAAAUACAUCGGGAAAAUUAGAACUUGUACGCACUCCUGCAAUCCAAUUAAUAUAUGGUUUUCAACAUUGUAUUUUCGCAUUCUAUUUAUCUCCAGAUGGUUUAUGAGAACCGAAAAAUGUUAAUAAAAUGUUUAAAAUGAAUAAAUUGGUUUUAUUAUUAAAAAUUUGAUUUUGAAGAAACUGUGCGUUUUUUGUCAAAUUCUUCAUUUUCAUCACCGACUCUAUUAAAAGUUGCACAGGUCUGUAUGACAACAGGUGACCUAAGAAUAAAAUAAGAAAAUAAGUUCUUUACAAAAUACAAGUCUUCCAGUUUAACUGGACUUUGUCCGAAAUGUAGCGGGUGCAAAUAGUCUUUUGGCAGAGAAAAAUACAUGUGUACAUCAUGAACUUCCUUAAUCAUUUUUAAGACAAUUAUACGGUUUGAAAUUUUAGCAGUUAUAAUGUUUGAAGUGCAGGGAAUACAACAACGAGAAGACAUGUUAGAAAAUGAUUGUGAAUUGUUGUAAUUGUUGAAUUGUCAGAGAUCCAUACUGAUAGCAAUCACACUUAUAACAACAUGUUUUCUUACAUCACAGUCAUGCCGAUCCCCACAUUUCUUUUCACAAGUUUUCAAAUCUUUCUCGCACAAAUAUCCUUUCACAGUAUAGCGACCUUGAGUUUUUGUCAAAAUCAUGCAAGUGUCGCCAUAGCAUUUUUCAGGUUUAAUAUUUAAACCAGUAAUUUCUCCGAAC